AUGUUUAAGCAAUUGUUAGUGGCAUGGCUGCUAGUCAGCGUGUCUAUACAGUUCAAGACAUCUGCAAGGUUGCAGAUUACUCCAUUAGAAUCUAUUCUCUCAAUAGACCCAUCAGGUUGGACAUGUGAGAACCCAGGUUACAAGGAAUAAUUGGGAGCAUAACAUGACAUUGAUUAAUGGAUUGACAUAAUCAAACACAAAGAUGGAUUUGAUGGUGAUUUACAAGUGUUGGCAAUGGUGAAAGGCCUAGUCGACAGAGUAUUAUAGACAGUUUAGCAUAUUUAAGACGGAUCAUUUAUUUAGGUUAAAUAGUUGCAUCAUCAAAUAUCCAAGCAUUUCAAAUCAUUAUCCUAGAUAGAGUCAACAUCAAGUUGGUAUGAUAUUAAUGAUAUUUUGGGAUAUUUGGAAGUGUUGAACAAAGCAAAAAGUAAGCAAUCUUAUUAUAUGUUUUAGGUGAUGAAGACAAAUUAUAACUUGCUUAAACUAUAGCCACCAAGAUUUCAGAGUUGAUUUAAUAGAUAACUGAGAUCUAAUUACAAUUAAAUACAAUUCCAGUUGAUAUCGAUUAAUUAUACGAUCUGGCAUCAAGAGUGAAUGGAAAGACUUCAUAGUGCAAAGAUUAAUGGGCAUCCCAAUUGGAAGCUGAUGCUAAAGCUGAAGAGGAAGAGAGAAGAAAAGAAUAAGAGCAAGAAGAAGCAAGAGAGAGAGCUGAACAAGAGGCUAGAGAGGCAGCAGAAGCAGCUGCAGAAGAAUAAAGAAGAAAAGAGGAGGAAGCAAGAGAAUUAGAAGAACUUAAGAAUAGAGUUGAUAUAACACCUGAGGAAGCUGAAAAAUUAGAAUAAGAAGCUGAGAAAGAAUUAGAAUUGGCAGAAGAGUUAGAACAUGAUGCAGAAACAGAGUUAGAUUCUGCAAAGGCUGCUGAAUAGGAGGCAGAAACAGAAGCUGAAAGAGAUGCAAGAGAGGCAUAAGAAGCAGCUGAAAAAGCAGCAGAAUCACAAUAGGUUUUGGAAUAAGCCCAAAAUAAAGAAGAAGAAGCUUGCUUAGAUGCUGAGGAGGCAUAAAGAAGAUUGAAAGAAGCUUAGGAGGCAGCUGAAGAAGCAAGAAAAAGAGCAGAAGAAGCUGAGAGAUUGGCUGAAGAAGCUAAGAAGGCUAAAGAAUGUGAACCAGUCCCUGAACCAGUUGCAGAGGAAGAAGAAGAAGAAGUUGAGGAAGAAGAGGAAUUUGAAUGGGAAUCUGAAGAGGAAGAUGGUUGUGGAGACGAUGUUUUGGAAGAUUUGAUUGACACAUUGAUUGAUGCAGCAACUGGACCAAGUGCUUAUUAACCAAGUUGUGGAUAUCCAGGAUGUUAAGAACAACCAAUCAUUAUUAUUGUUGAAGAUGAUGAGGAUGAACCUAAACCAUAACCAUAACCAGAGCCAGAACCCUAACCUGAACCAGAACCUGAGCCAGAAGAGGAAGUUGUUGUUGAAGAAUAACCAGAAGAGGAAGUUAUUGUAGAACCAACACCAGAUGAUGAAAAAGUAGAAGAGUAAGAAGAAACUGUAGAAGAGAUAGUUGAGGAAAUUGUUGAAGAAAUUGUUGAAGAAAUAGUAGAAGAGAUUGUUGAGGAAUUAGUUGAAGAGGAAGAGGAAGACGAUGAUUUCGGUAGAUUAGAAUUCCCAGAUGAGCCAGUACCAGAAUUAGAAUAACUUGUAUAUACCUUAGAUGAGAGAACUGAUAGUGUUGUUACAUAAGAGACAUCUCCUUGGGAGAAAGAUGUUGAAGAUGGACCUGAUAGUAGAAUUAAGACAUCUGUUGAAUACAGUUAUGGAUUGUGGACAUAUUUCAGAUACAAUGGUAAGGUUAAGAUUGCAGAAAAGAAGGAAGCAUUGGCUGUUGGAGGUUUGAGUGGAGAUGAUACAAAUAGAUUAGUGACAACUAUUGGAGAAGGAUUCUAUAAUUUCUAAGUAUUUGAAGGAGAAGUUGUGACUGAAUUAUAAUUAGAUUAUGGCAAGUAUUUGGAUGCUGAAUGGAUUUAUGUCUAUUUUGGCUAUAAAGAAGGAAAAGCCAAUGGUUAUAUUUACUGGGGUAGAACUUAAGUAAUUAAGAGUGUCACUUUCACCGUCACUCAACCAGCUAUUGUUAAAACUAUUAAAUUCUAAUCUGGACUUUGGAAGGGAUUCAAAGGAUUCAACGGAGUCAUCACCAAUGUUAGAGUUGUCUUGAAUAAGAAUUCAUUUGUGGAGACAGAGGAAGAGAUGAAAAACUUGAUUGAAACCAAGUACACUGUUCCUACAGACCCUGAUUUAGAUUAUUAGGAAAAAUAAUACUAUGACAAGGUUGAAUAUGAUGGUUUGGUAGAUGAUCCUAAAUUCAAAUGGGAUUUAGAUGGAUAUAGAGAAUAUUCAGUAUCCACUUGGUUUAGAUAUGUAAGAAGGUCUGAAAGAGCUCACUAAGUUAUAUUUAGAUUUACAUCCAACGAGCCAGAAGCAGGAAUAAUUCCUCAUGGUUUGAAAGCACUUUCAUUAUGGUAAACUGAACAAAAUGAAUACGAAUUUUCUACAUAUACAGUUGAAGAGAAGGACAAGUUCAGUGACAUCGAUGAGAAAGUCAUAAUUCCUUAGGAAUCACAAUAAUUGUGGACAUAUGCAUACUUUGGAUAUAACCAUGGAGACUUCUAAUAUUACAUUGAAUGGCCAGAUAGCAAAGCUGAAAAACAAUUCAAAGGUUGGCAUGUUGUAGCCAAAUAUUGGGCUCUCUAUUUGGGACAAGGACACUAGUUUUUCUUCCAUGGAAAGACAGCCUAUACUACAAUCAGGUUUGGAAAGGGUGCAUGGGGAUAUGCUACAGAUUUCGAUGAUUAUAAGACUGGUAAGAUUAAAUUAUGGCCUGGAGUAUAAUUGAAAACUUAUGAUCCUAAAUGGUUGAAUCACAAAACAGAAUCUGAAUAUGACACUUUACUUCACGAUGAGCCAGAGUGGGUAACAGAUGGUGUCUAUGAAUAUGGAUUCGGUAUGUGGACUAAAUUCUUCAUCACAAAUCCAUCGAGAAUUUAUGAGAAACCUGAUCGUAUUUUGGUUGGUAGAUUAGGAUUUACAGAUUAAGAUGAAGCUGAAUUUGCAGUAUAUAUCGGAAGAGGAAAUUAUGAAUUCUGGGCUGGUUCAGGAAGACCAGUUAAUUAUGGAAAGAAUUUGGAUGGAUAUUGGAAUUACAUCUAUUUCAGUUAUUCUAAAUUGAAGUAAAUUGCUGUUGGUUAUGUUAAUUUCAACAAAUUGAAGUAAGUAUAAAGAACAGUUUUCGAUCCAUUUGAUGCUGAUCCUGCUAACAAUUAUGUGAGAUUCUAUGUUGGAUAAUGGAAAUCUACUGUUUAUGGUUUCAAUGGUAGAAUCGCUCAUGCAGUUGUCAGAUUUGGAAGAGGUUCAUUUAUCAAUGAAAUAGCUGAAUAUGAAACAUGGAUUGAAUAAUAUAAGGUCCCAGUUGAUGAAGAAUUAGGAACAAAGGAUUAUGAAAUCUAAGGUGCUGAUAACAAAGAUACUGAAACUUAUGAAACAUUUGUUUAUGAAGAUGGAGCAACUGAAACAGAGUAAUAUUCAGUCUAUGGAUGGUUCAAAUAUUAUGGAAGUUUAGAUGAUACUGAAGCAUAAACAGUUAUCAGAUUAACCAAUAAUGAGCCAGGAUUCUUGAAGGAUGCUGAUUUGUUGGGAGAUAGAACAUUAUCAGUUAUUCAAAAAGGCGGAGAUAUGGAAAUUGGAACCUACGACAUUGGAUUCAUCGACACUGAUUUCAAUCUUAAUAGAAAUGCCAAUGUUGCUUUGGGAGAAUAUAGAGGAAUUUGGAUGUACAUUUGGGUUGGAUAUUCCAGAUAAGAUGAGUAUGCUGGUUGGUUCUUUGGAUUCCCUGAUAUCAGCAAAGGAGGUUUAUUGAAGAAGGUAUUGCAUUUCUCUCCAAAAUACCUUGCCGUCUAUUUCGGAAAGGAUGGAAUUAAUAAGAAUUUCAUUGGUAAAUCUAGACACGUCCAUGCUUGUUAUGGCAGUACAUAAUGCUGGCACUAUGUUGAUAAGGUCGAAGUAGAAGUCGAUCUUCCAGCUUGGAUUCCAUACAAACUUAAUAAUUACUUUGAAUUCUACGUAUAAAAUGAUGCUGAUGCUUUGAUAUAUGCUAAAGAUGACAAGCCAGCAUUAGAUGUUGAAUUCACAUAGACUAAUUUCCCAGGAUCUGACAUUGAAGCCAUUUAUGAAUAUGGUAUUGGUUUAUGGACAAGAUGGUUGAUGAAUUAUCCAUUCAUUUUAUUGGACAAAGCUGAAUCCCACUCCAUAUUCAGAUUUACAACUAAUGCUCAAUAUGAAGAUGCUUAAAAGAAUGGAGACAGAACAGUAUCAGCAUUUGUUGGAAGAGGAGAGUAUAAGUUCAGUACUUACGAUGCAGUUCUUGAUAAGAAUGAGAUCUCAACAGGAACCAAAUUUGAUAAAGAAUUAGAAGGAUAUUGGAAUUUCGUCUAUUUCUGUUAUAAGAGAAUUCCAACAGGACCAAAAGGUAUUGGGUAUGUUUACCUUACACAUCAAAAUGUUGUAAAGAGAGUUGAAAUUGAUAGUGCCAAACAUUGGUUAUUGAGAGAUUAUGCCAGACUGGUAAUCGGAAAGAAAGAAUUUGGACAUUCAGCCUUCUAAGGUAAAUUGUUUGAUCCAAGAGCAUUUUUGGGAAAGGAUAGUUAUAUUGAUUCAAGCGAGGAUUUACUCAAUGUUGUUGUUCCUAAAUUUAGACCCUACCCACCUUAUAAAGAUAAGUAAGAUAAUGAGCCAGUCCAAGUUGAAAAGGCUAAGAUGACUCAAAGAGUGUUCAAACAAUAUGAGGAGAAAUAUAGUGGAGUCUUUGAAUACAGUGUUUAUGGAUUCGCUAAGGGUAACAAAUUAAAGAAUGUCACUGAUUGGACCACACUUGUCAGAGUGACUCAAAAUACUCCAGACAUCUAGGCUGAUAAUGACAAUGCAGGAGAUAGGACUCUCUCCAUCUUCAUUGAUAAAGGCGUAUGGUAUUUCAGCACUUAUGAUUAUGGAGACAUCGAAACUGCAGAUGAUGAUGUUGGUUCAAGUAUUUAUUCAUAUUCAUAUUUUCUAGUUGACAAAAAGUUCGAUAUUGGUAAAUAUUGGGGCAAAUGGACCUAUUUCUACUUUGGCUAUUCCUUCCAUCUCAAAUAAGCAUACGCCUACAUUAGGUAGAUUGAUUAGACUUCUAAUUCUUAUCUCUUCGAAGAAGUGUAUCAUUUUGUUCCAAACUACUUGAGCGUGUUCUUCUCUGAGGAUGGCUACGGAAAGCAAUUUGAUGUAAUCGAUUUUCUCAUAUCUUUAGGGUGAAGCCUUUGAUUGGUAUUUGGGUAUAGGAGAUGGAGCCUUUACUACAACUCCAGAACCAAGAGAGUGGCCAGUUGACCCUGCUCCUCCUCCCGAUAGGAUUUUGUCUGCUCUGUUGGCCAACCAAGGGUUCAAUUCAGGAAGAAUCGUUAAGGAUACAUAGACAUUCUUCUUGCAAAAAUAUGAAGCUGCUAAGUUAAACCACGAAGAACAAGAAUGAUAUAUAAAAUCAUAAAUAAAAC
Molecule: messenger RNA, 5569 nt
Organism: Paramecium octaurelia
Lineage: Eukaryota; Ciliophora; Oligohymenophorea; Peniculida; Parameciidae
Source: the annotation of a GenBank genome assembly